This is a messenger RNA of Ornithorhynchus anatinus (platypus), 2868 nucleotides long. RefSeq names its product adaptor related protein complex 5 subunit beta 1 (gene AP5B1). The transcript has 2 exons. NCBI's taxonomy places the organism in Eukaryota, Metazoa, Chordata, Mammalia, Monotremata, Ornithorhynchidae. Gene Ontology annotation, biological process: endosomal transport. The record is from RefSeq and is a predicted model, not a curated record. The coding region runs from base 224 to 2779 and encodes 851 amino acids. Gene Ontology annotation, cellular component: AP-type membrane coat adaptor complex; lysosomal membrane.
GAAGUCGGGGGAGCAAGAAGGCAGGCGGGCGGGAGGACCGGCGGCGUCAGCUGGGGUCGGGCCCGUGACCCUUGAAGGUUUCUCGGUGGAGCGGGGGCGGGUGUUCCCAGCCCCACCCUGCAGUCCCGAGUUUUCCCUCCCCACUCCUUCUAUCGAGGCGUCUUCCUCCUCCCCCCAGGGCUCUGUGAAUUCCGCCGGCCUCCCUCCCCGGAGCCCCCCGGCCAUGGCUCCUCGGAGCGGGGAGAGCUGGGCCCAGCAGCUGGCGGCCUUCCGGACCAGCCCCGCGGCCUUCCUGGCGGGCCCCGCGGGGGAGAGCCUCGCCGCCAACCUGCUGCGGGACCUGCGGAGCGAGCGGCUGAGCGAGCAGACCAAGGCCUCGCUGCUGGCCCUGACGCUCGAGUACCCGACCCAGCUGUGGCCCGACCGGCCGGCGGCCGAACGAGCGGCCGCGGCGCUGCUGGACUUGCUGCCCCUCCUGCCCGGCCGGGCCUCGGCCCUGCGGCGGCCCCUGCUGAUGGCCGUCACCACCGUCCUGGUGUCCGGGGACGCCCUGGGCCCGGACUCGGGGGCGUCGGGCCGCCUGCUGGCCCUGCUGCUGCGGCUGGCCGAGGGCGGCCCCGAGCGGCGCGCCUUGCGGGCGACGGCCUGCGAGUGUCUGCGGGAGCUGGAGAGCUGCCGGCCCGGGCUGCUGGCCGGGCGGCUGGGGCUGCUGCGGGCCCUGCAGGGCCGCGAGUCCGCCGGCCUGCUGCAGGCGUUCAGCCUGCUCUACGGCCUGGCCCUGCGCAACGCGCUGCGGGCGGGGGGCGUUGGGGCGGAGGGCCCAACCCCGGGGGGCGCCGCCGAGGAGGCGGGGGCCCGGCCGGGGGGCCGGGACCGGUCGCCGGCGCGGGGCGCGGCCGCCCCCGAGGACGCCAAGGAGCUGCGCGCCGCCCUGGUCCAGCUGCUGGACGCCUCCUACCUGCUGACGGCGCCCGCGCAGGCCGCCCUGCUGGGGCUGCUGUGCCAAACGCUGCGCCGGACGCGCGGGCAGCCCCCGGCCCUCUUCAAGCCCCAGCUGGUGCGGCUGCUGGGCACCGGCCGCGCCUGCCUCCUGCACGCCGUCCUGGGCCUCAAGGCCGCCUUCGGGGAGGCCCUGUUCACCGGCCAGGACGAGGCCCUGCUGCUGCGCAGGCUGGUGGCCGCCGCCCAGCACCCGUCCCUGCCCCCGCCCGCCCGCCUCUUCCACCUGCACUGCCUCCUGCACUUCCCCGAGAACCGGCCGCUGGGCCCCGCGGGGGAGGAGGCCGCCCCGGUGCUCCUCACCCCGCGCCUGGCCGCCGGCCUCUUCCCCAGCCUGCUGCAGGAGCCCCCCGCCCUGCUGGCCCGCCUGGGCCUGCUCUGCCUGCUCUGCCUAGAGGAGGCCGGGGACGAGGGGGGCCUGGGGGCCGGCGGGCGGACGCUGGGCUACCUGACGGGGCUGCUGGCCGGCCUGAGGAGGGCCGCGGCCCAGCCCCGGGCAGCCCGGGCCACCGCCGCCCUCUGCUUCCGGGCCACCUGCCUGGUGGCCCGCCGCUUCUCCGCCCGCCCGCGACUCCUGGGGGAGCUGAGCGGGGGGCUGGCCUCGCUCUACCGUGCCCGGCCCUCCCUGGCCCCCCACUUCGUGGACCUGCUGGACCAGGCCGGGGAGGCCCUGGCGGGCCCGCUGGGGGCGGCGCUGCAGCGGGCGGCCAUGGAGGGGCCCGGCGGGCCCGGCGCCCUGCGCUGGCACCUGCGGAUCCUGGCGCGGGUGGCGGGGAGCCACCCCCCGGGCCCCACCUUGGCCUUCCUGCGCCAGGCCGCGGGGCCGGGGGGCGACUGGGGCCGGGAGCAGGCCCUGCUAAGGGUGGGCCGGGCCCUGCUGCGGGCCGGCGGGGCCGCCGGCUCGGGCCUGGCCGACCUGCUGCGGGAGCUGGCCCGCUCCCUGGGGGACCCCGACGGGCGGGACCGGGCCCGCCUCUACUACAGCCUGCUGACCCACCUGGCCGGGCCCAAGGCGGGGGCGGCCCUGGGCCCCUCGCCCCGCGCCCCCACGCUCCGCUCCUCGCUGGCGGCCGAGAGCGCGGGCUUCGCCGCGGCGCUGACGGUGCGGGAAGAGGUGCGGGCCCCCCUGCGGCUGAGCCGCGCCGCGCCGGGGGACCCCGGCCCGGAGGCGUCGCGGCUGCGCCUCCGCGUGGAGGCCCUGGAGCCCGUCUACGCCCUGGAGUUGCGCUUCCGGGUCCUGGAGCCGCACCUCGAACCCCUGGCCCCCGUGCACCUCCCGCACCUGCGCCCGGGAGCCCCCUCCCCGCCGCUGCUCCUCGCCCUGCGGCCCCGCCGGCCCUACCCCGCCCGCCUGGAGGUCAGCGCCCUGUACGCCACUCCCGCCGGCCUCACCUGCCACGCUCCCCUCCCCCCGGUGCACGUGGCCUUCGCCGACCUCUUCCUGCCCUUUGCCCCGCCCGCGCCGCCGGAGGCUCGCGCCGCCCUCUUCGAGCGGCUCUGGGCCUCGUGCCUGCCCGAGGGGGCGGAGAGCCGCGUGUGGUGGCCCGUGGGGCCUGCGGAGCUGGAGGGCUUCGUGGCCGAGCACCUGGGGCCCUUCGUGGUGGCGGCCACGCCCCCCAGCUGCUUCCUCGUGGCCGUCCGCCUACCUCCCGCCUCCCGGCUGCUCCUACGGGUGGAGGGGGCCGGGAGGACCGGGGCGCGGGUGGCUCUGAGGACGGACGACUGGGGCCUCCUCCCCCACGCCGGCGAGUACCUGCGGGGCCUGGCGGCGGCCGCCUAAACGCCGGGGCCGGCGUCCGGGCCUCGUCUCCGGGCCGGCCGGGGCCGGGUGUCACCGCGGAGGGGAGGGCAGGGCCGGGCCUCCGGACA